Molecule: messenger RNA, 2763 nt
Organism: Octopus bimaculoides (California two-spot octopus)
Lineage: Eukaryota; Metazoa; Mollusca; Cephalopoda; Octopoda; Octopodidae
Product: paired box protein Pax-1
Biological process (GO): regulation of transcription by RNA polymerase II; anatomical structure development
Molecular function (GO): DNA-binding transcription factor activity, RNA polymerase II-specific; RNA polymerase II cis-regulatory region sequence-specific DNA binding
Source: RefSeq, a predicted model, not a curated record
AUGGCUCGGAUCUCAUCAAGUGUCCAAUCCAGCAGUCCAAAAGUUGACCAAACAUUUGGAGAAGUGAACCAGCUUGGUGGAGUUUUCGUGAACGGAAGACCGUUACCAAACGCCAUAAGGAUGCGCAUUGUGGAGUUGGCGCAGCUAGGCGUAAGGCCCUGUGACAUUAGCAGACAGCUUCGAGUUUCCCAUGGAUGUGUUAGCAAAAUUCUAGCUCGUUAUAACGAGACGGGUUCGAUACUCCCUGGUGCCAUUGGUGGAAGCAAGCCACGCGUUACGACGCCAAAUGUUGUAAGGCAUAUAAAAAUUUAUAAAGAGAAAGACCCAGGGAUUUUUGCUUGGGAGAUUCGGGAUAAACUUUUAGCUGAUGGCAUUUGCGAUAAAUUUUCAGUCCCUUCUGUGAGUUCAAUCAGCAGGAUUUUAAGAAAUAAGAUCGGAAAUAAUAAUAAUAAUAGUAAUAAUAAUAAUAAUAAUUCUAGUACAUCCAUUCAUACGACUGCUCAAUUUGAAAAUAGAGGGGGUGUGACUCCUAAUACAACACCACCCGCUGCUGCUUUGUAUAAUCCACAUCAGUUCUAUUCAUAUACUUGUCCAGGAGGCCAGGGAAUAUCUUCCCUCCCUGGCGUACCAGCCCCGCAAAUUUCGACCCAUUCUCAAGCCGCCUCUGCGCAUAAUGUUAGCUUUAAGCAGAAUUCAAUGUCGUCUGUUGCUCCGUGUAUGAUGAGAGCCUGGCCAUCAUCUCAUUCUGUAAGCGAUAUUUUGGGAAUUAACGUACGUCAGCCGUUGUCCAUGGCACAAUCAGGCCCUCCGGCACAUAUGGAGACAGCACUUGCUCAAAAUUAUAACUAUUAUGGAGUUAAUAUUAAAGCGACAGCAGUAUCACCAAUGUUUUUGCAAAGUUGAAAUAAAAAAUAAUUUUUAAAUGCAUUAAAAUUCAUAAAACUAUGUGGGGAAAACGAUUUAUAAAAGAGUUUCCGUGAUUCAUUUCAAAAAAAGUAAAGUGUUUACGGUUUUGAUUUUCAAGGAAAACAAUUUUUUUUAAAACAGUUAUAUAACAAGGAUUUCAAGAGUGAGUUAAAAAACAGAAAAGUUACUUUUAAAAACUGCUAAAACGCAGUUAUCUUUCGGGGAAAAUAGACAAAACUUAUAAAAGAGGGAUUCCUUCAUUGAUUUUAAUAAAGAGAAAAUGGUUUACGACCUUCAUAUUCAAGGAAAACAAAAAAAAAAUUAUGUAACAAACGUGUCAUUACUGAUUUAAAAAUAGAAAAGUUACGUUUAAAAACUGCUAUAAAACGCAAUUGGUUUUUAAGAGAAAUAGAAAAAAAACGGCUAUAAUGAAAAACGAAAAAACCAUAGCCUAAAACGCAUUUUAAAAUAUGUUUUUAAAAUCUUAAAUGAUUUGUAUAAAAGGUUCGCAAGGAAAAAUAGGCGCACUUCUCUUUGUUAAAAGGUUUUUUAUCGCAAUGAUUUUUUUAAAUCAAAAAGUGAAUACUUACGUUUAAGAACUGCUAUAACGCGCAGUUGGCUUUCUUGAAAAAUAGAAAAAAGUAUGAGAAACAGGGAUUCAAUGAUUGAGUUUAUGGUUUAGACUUUCAAAGUAAAACAAAAAAACUGUUAAGAUUGUUAUACAACAAAAUAUUCUUUGAUUUAAAAGCAGAAAAGCGUUUAUGGCUUUAACAUUCAAGAAAAUAGAAAAACUUUUAUAAAACAAGUAUUUCAAGAUUGAUUUUUAAAUAGUAAAGCGUUUAUGAUCUUGCUUUAUAAGGGAAAACAAAAAAAAAACUCUUAUCAGACCCCAUUUAAAAGGAAAAAAAUUCAGGAAAAUUUGUGUGUUUUAAAAAAUUUUGAUCAGAAAAUUUACCUGGACAAAAACAGAAAACUGAUAUGAAACACGUUUGUUCAAUAAUUGAUAAAAAAAAAGAAAAAAAGAAUUCUGAGAAAUGGUAAUAAAUGAAAACACUGCGAACGUUUAAACAGUUUUUAAUUGACAAGUUGAUAUUUGAGCGCCGUUAUUAAACGAAUAUUAUUAGCAUUUAGAAAAUUGAACAAUUCUGUAAUAAAACAUGCAUACUCCAUAAUUGAUUUAAAAACAAAGGAAGCAUUCUGGAAAACUGUAAUAAUUCAGUUUAAACUUUUAAGGAAAAAAACCGCGUACUUUUAAACAGUAUUUUAAUCGCCGAGAAAAUCUAACAUUUAAUAACAUUGAUAUUAAAUAAAAUAAGCGUUUAGAAAAGAAAAAUAUUUGACUUAUGAAAUACGGAUGUCCAAAUAUAUUUUUAAAAGCAGAAAACUUUCAGAAAAUUUGCUCUAAUAACGUCGUGACAUUCAGGAGAAAAACUGCUGAUUUCUGUUUUUCUAAAAUCAAAAACCAACAGCUAUAUGAUAAAAAGAAAACAAAAGUUCCUCGCAAAAGAAAAAGUACUAAGGUACGGACUUGAGUUCCAGGAGAAAAAAUACAGAAAAGUUGCUACGGUACGAAUUUGAUUUUCUGGGAAAAGAAACAGAAAAAACUCUUUUAAUGAAAAUCAUAUAUCAGUUUUUUUUUUCUCUAAUGUAAAAUCCGAGCUAAAAUUUGCUCCAAUGCAUGUUCAUUUUUUCUGCAAAAAAAAAAAAAAGAAAUGCUAUGAUGUGGGCUGGUCCUUUUAAAAAAAUUAAAACUGCAUUUUAACAAGAAAAAAAGAUUAAGGAAACGGGAAAUGGUUCAUGAAAACACAAAAAGCUUCACAAAGAAGAAAAAGGAGGUACAAAAGUGAGAAAGAAAAG